Messenger RNA from Meloidogyne enterolobii, 549 nucleotides. Lineage: Eukaryota; Metazoa; Nematoda; Chromadorea; Rhabditida; Meloidogynidae. The record is from the annotation of a GenBank genome assembly.
AUGGAAACCAAAACGUCAAAAUGCACUGCCAAAACGCAAUGGCACACAUCCUUGGUAAUUAAGACAUUCUUCUAUUUAGAGAACAAAACCCCUCGUUAUAUUCUGAAAUUGCCAAACAAUCUAAAAACUAUAGAGGAAAUGAUUACUAUUCGAUUUUGGUUAGAACAACUUUUUAACUGUUGUUUUGAAAAUGCCAAGUUUAGAAAUAUUAUGUUUAAUCCAAAAAUGUUUAAUUUAUUAUUUGAUGAUGAUAAAACAAUUGUUAAACAAUUUCACAUUCAAAGUCUCGCUCUAAGCGGCAAUCAUACAAUCGAAAAUAUUUUUGGUUUGUCUCUAAAACAUUUUGCAAUUUACGAGUCUGUUGGUUUUACAAGUCUUCAAGACUACAUUUUUGAACAACAAACAAAUAUUUUAUUCAAUAUUAUAAUAAAUGAAGGCUAUAGAUUAUUAAAAGUUUCUUUCGGUUUUUGUGAUUUUUCAAAGCUUUAUGAUCUUAUUGUUGAAGUAAGUGAGGAUCUUUUUAAAAAUUCUAAUUUAAAUAUGCCAUAG